Molecule: messenger RNA, 1958 nt
Organism: Ziziphus jujuba (common jujube)
Lineage: Eukaryota; Viridiplantae; Streptophyta; Magnoliopsida; Rosales; Rhamnaceae
Product: cytochrome b561 domain-containing protein At2g30890-like
Exons: 4
Coding region: 854-1621 (255 amino acids)
Molecular function (GO): transmembrane monodehydroascorbate reductase activity
Source: RefSeq, a predicted model, not a curated record
CUAAAUUUUGCACCAUCUUUUGUGGGCUAGAUCAUGUUCCUUUUUUGGGUUGGCUUAAAAUAUUAUUUAGAUUUAUAUUUCAACCGUGCUAGUAUUGCAGAGAGCAUAGUCAGAGUAGUGGGAAGCAGAAGAUAAUGUCUAAUACUUGCCAAGACCCAUUUUGGUCCUCCUUUGAAAUUCCUGACAUUCCUUUUGCACUGCAAAUUCCACAAUCUCAAAAAAACAAAAGGGUGUCCAAAGUGAACCCCACGAGGUUGAAAUCUCAAUCCAUGCCCAUUCCCCACCCACUCAAUUGUCCUUAUACCAAAAAACCAUCAACAUCCAUGCAAUGCUAUACCCUCUUAAUUCAAAGAAUCCCACUUUGCCUUUCUUUAAAAACCAAAAGAAAAACAAAGGCAAAUAUGGUAGAUUAUGCAUAAACUUUCUUAUGAUCUAUCUUUGUUACGCUCCUUAUGGUCUUUUAAAAACAGGUCAAGUGGGUCGAUUUAUUAUCAGUGUGGCAAAGAGAGAGAGGAGACAAGUCUCUGACAUUCCUGUAUGUGUUUGAGGAAAAGACUUGAGAGAAAAUAGAUAAUUAAUCAAGUGGGUGUCUGCUAUUUCUGCAAAAGAAAAAUCAAGUGCCUGAGUCUGCUUCCUUUUCUUCAUUUUCAUCGAGUACCCAAGAUUUAGUGGUGAUUUUGUUCUGGGAUUUCGUCUGAAAAAAAAUACCACUUUGAUGCACUAGUAAACCCAUUUACAUUCUUGGAAACCCAAAACUCAUCACAAUAAAAGAAGGCUUUCCCAAGUCUCACAGAGAGUAGAGCUGUGAUUCUUUUUUUUUUUUUUUUUUUUUAAAAAAAUUAGAGAAAAGAGGAUGAAAAUUCUGCAGAAACUGGUUUGUUUCUGCAUCCAUGCAAGUUUUAUUUUUCUUGUUUUGCCAAUACUGGUCAGUUCAUCUCAAGAACAUGCGAAAAGUACAGGGGGUCAAACAAGCAAAAAUGAUAAUCCCCGAAAGCUGAGCCAUAAACUAAUGUUUGAAAUUACACUCCACGGUUUUCUGCUUUGGGCUUCAAUGGGGCUCUUGAUGCCUAUUGGGAUACUUACAAUCAGAAUGUCAAACAGAGCAGAAUGUGGAAGAAGACUCAAAAUCCUUUUCUAUAUCCAUGCUAUAUCACAGACGCUCUCUGUACUACUUGCAACGGCAGGAGCAGUAAUUUCCUUCAAAAACUUCAACAAUUCCUUCAACAACAAUCACCAAAGAAUUGGGGUAACCCUAUAUGGACUCAUAUGGUUGCAAGCCCUUAUUGGGUUCUCGAGGCCUUAUAGGGGAUCCAAAGCUAGGAGCAUAUGGUUUUUUGUGCAUUGGAUACUUGGAACUGGAGUAUCACUUUUGGGGAUUCUCAGCAUAUAUACAGGUUUACAAGCUUAUCAUGAAAAAACAUCAAGAAAGAUAAGCCUUUGGACUACCAUGUUCACUGCUGAGAUAUGUUUCAUUACUUUCUUUUAUCUGUUCCAAGACAAAUGGAUAUACAUACAAAAGCAAGGAGUAAUUUUGAGCAAUGAAUUAAUAAGGCCCACUGCAAUUAAUGAAGUGAUCUGCGCAAGUGAAAAGAAAAAAGAAUUUGCAACAGAGUCCUGUUGAAGAAAGCUGGUGGAAACUAAAUACUUAUUUUUCUGACAUGGAACUUUCCUUUUUUUAUUUUUUUAUUUUUCCUCUUGAAUUUUUCUCCAGUGGAAUAUAUAUUGGUUUUAGAUCUAAGGGUCACGCUGAAGAUUUCAUCCAAUAAGAUAAGUAAUGAAUGUUUUGCUGAUUUUCUUUUUUGUUUUCUCUUUUUCUGAACCGAACAACCAUUGUUUGAAAGUUUGUAUAUUGGAUUGUGAAGGGAAUUUUUAUCACCCCUAUGAGUUUCAGAUUGUAAAUUUGGAAAUAGUAAGGAAAAUUCAAGUAUGGGAAACCUAUGUUAUUUAUUUGGAGUACA